Lineus longissimus is the source of this 4022-nucleotide messenger RNA. RefSeq lists its product as uncharacterized. Bases 965 to 3475 code for a protein of 836 amino acids. The record is from RefSeq and is a predicted model, not a curated record. NCBI's taxonomy places the organism in Eukaryota, Metazoa, Nemertea, Pilidiophora, Heteronemertea, Lineidae. The transcript has 4 exons.
UUUGUACUUUAGGCACUCAUACAAAGAGAAUCUUGUCUUUUAGAAAUGAAGAUAUGCUCACUUUUUAGAGCAUCUAAAUACCAGUACCAGUAGAUUUCUCAAGCCGCUCAGACCAUAAGUGAUUUACAAUUGGAUUUGAAAUAAUGAUAAAUGUUAAAAGGGCCAAUUUUGUUAGCUCUGCAAUCAAAAUAAAAUUUGGUGUAAAAUUGGGAUUUGACUGCAACAGUCAUGACAGUCUGUAGAACUGUCAGUGUCACAGUGAACCUUUGACUUGUUGCUGCCUGUCCUUCCUACAUUCACGACAUAUGAAUAAUGCUACUGUAACUGUACUCGAGUGAUUGUCCUAUUUUCUUGCCUUGCCCUGCCAAAAUCAACUUUAUCUUUGAAUUGAGUGUACAACUCACACUAUUGACUUUUUUUUUUUAAUUGUGUUUUUCCAUUCUCCAGACAUGUGCAGGUAAGUGAAUGGUAAUGAAUUAUACCCGCAGGCAUCCAUGUACUACAUGUACUAAAGAGCCAUUGGUUAUUUUUUUAAUUGUUUUGAAAAAAAAAUUAGGCCUAAAAAAGUAUCCAAAAAAUGAAGAUUUCACCAUAUGGUCACAUGUUGGUAUAAUGGGUGCUGGAUGACUAUUUUUGAGAUGAGCUGUCACGCUAAGUCUAAUGAAAGGUGUUUUUACAUAGGCGUAUCAGUGUUUUUGUAAUAUACAUGUAUAAUAAAAUAUUUUUCUAGACACAAUCAGUAAAAGCUUCUCUGCUCCUUUUUUUCCUUCAGAACAUGGCAUUGACGAGGAAUGUUUUCAUCUCUUGGACGAGGAUACUUUGAAGGAGUUAAUUCCAAGGAUUGGAACACGACUUCGAUUCAAACAGAAGCUGUUAUUGAACAGGAAUGCUGUAUCGGUAAGAUGUGAGAUUCAUCUUAAUUCUGCAAGAGUUUAAAGGAAAGGUCAAGGAUAAUUCAGUAGUAAUGGAGCAGUCCAGGCAGUUCAUGUGUUUUGUUUGUUCCAAAAACAUUAAAGGGGACUUCCACUCCUUGUUCUUUCAUUUGAGGACCAUUCAUGCAAUAACCUAUGCUGGAAAUUAUUUUGUUUGUGCACAGAAUGGAUGCCAACGGACCUUUCAGUCUGUUUGGCCUUACAAAAGGCAUUUGAUAAAACAUGUUCUUGAACAAGACAGCAACAAUGAUACAUUUAUAAAUGAUGUGCCCGGAGAGGUGUUUGAUUAUAAUAGUGAAAAUGAAGACAUGAUGCAUUCUGGAGAUGAUGUUGAAAUUGAUGGUGUAAAUGAUUUUACAGGACAAAGUCGUCAUGCUGAGCUUGAUGUUAUGUCAAUAGCUUCAUCGUUCAUUAGUAAACUGAAGGCCAAGGCAAACCUGCCUCUCUCUACGUUGAACACUGUCAUUGAAUGCACUUCCGAAAUGUUUUCUGAAAUUAUUGAAGCAUUGAAAGAGAAAACGAAGAAGGUAGUGGAAGACCUCGGGAAUGGGAUGAGGAAUGAUGAUGAUUUGGCAGACCUAAUGAAUGAUUUUGAAGAGAGUCGGAGACCUUUUACCGGUUUAGAAACUGGAUGGCUUCAAAACAAAUAUUUUUUAAACCUCGGCACUUUCAUUCCUCCAGUUUCUGUUCCGCUUGGAGUUGCCUUUAAUCCCCAGCCAGACCCUCAUUCUGGUGUUGUCCUCCAACGCCAAAAGCGUGACACAUUUGAGUAUGUGCCUAUCAGAGACCUGUUGCUAGAAGUCCUUGAUGCUGAUUUGCUGGAUGCUAUCCGACAGUACAAGACCAGGGAACAUGAGCCUGGGAUUCUUGAAGAUUUUAAAGAUGGCAGUUACUACAAAUCCAACCCAGCCCUGUGCGAUCCUGAGACCAUAAAUAUUUUACUGUAUUUUGAUGAGUUAGAAACUACAAACCCUUUUUCUCCCAAAGCUGGCACCCAUAAACUGGGUUUGUUCUACUUCACUCUGAAAGAUGUUCACUCAGUACACCAGUCCAGUUUAAAGAAUAUGUUCUUGCUUGCUGUUGCCCUCUCAAAAGACAUAAAGCAUUAUGGUUUUAAUGCAAUAUUGAAUCCAAUUGUAGAUGAUCUGAAAGUGCUAGAAUCUGAGGGUUUGUUGUGUGAUGAUGGAACAAAAGUGCGUGUGGUUUUAGGCCAGACAACAGGUGAUAACUUGGGGUUGCAUGGCAUGCUAGGUUUUGCUGAGGGAUUUACAGCUAACUUUCCUUGCCGCAGAUGUUCGAUGCCGAGAGAUGAUGCUCACACUGCAACUGCUGAAGACGACUCCCUGAUUAGGACAGUUGAGACAUAUGAUAGAGACAUAGCCGUUGAUGAUGUUAGUAGAACCGGAGUAAAGAGGAUGUGUCCGCUGAAUGACUUAGUAGGAUAUCAUGUCACUGAUAACCAUGUCUUUGACAUUAUGCAUGACAUUCUUGAGGGGGUUGGCCUAAUAGAGGUAAAACUGGUCUUGAAGGCGAUCAUCACUGAAGGUGUGCUCACUCUCGAUGUGAUCAACGACCGAAUAGUGUCAUUUGAUUAUGGAUUUCCUGAGUCGUCAAACAAACCCUCUGUGAUAACUGAGCAAAGCCUGAAUCGUUCAACUUCUGCAACUGGUCAAAAAGCAGAGCAGGCCUAUUUUCUAAUCAGGCAUCUCCUGAUUCUCAUUGGCGACCUUGUUCCUGAAGAUACAUGUAAUGAUCACCUGCAAGUCAUACGUCUCCUGCUUUCCUGCAUGGACAUCAUCUUUGCCCCAAAAGUGAGUGAAGAAGAGACCUACUACCUCCAGCGACUAAUUCAAGAACACCAUGACCAUUUCCUCACAACCUUCCCAGACAAUCACCUCCUUCCAAAGCACCAUCAUAUGUUACAUUACCCUGCAGUAAUCCGAGCCAUUGGACCUCUUAAACACUUUUCAUCAAUGCGAUUUGAGGGAAAACAUGCAUUCUUCAAGCAAGUUGCCCAAGUUACCUGCAACUUUAAAAAUAUUUGUAAAACCAUGGCCAGACGCCAUCAGAUGACGUUGUCUGAUGCCCUCAUGAGGAAGGAGCUUUUCGAGUUCAAGCCAUUGGAAAGUGGGAAGGGUUUGCUCCAGCCCCUGGAUCACUUUGAGCCCCAUCACAGUCUAAUAGCAGAGGCAAUUGGCUGUCCUGUUGACUCUGAAGUCUUUUCUGCUAAAUUCGCUAGGUACCAUGGCAUAGAGUACAGAGCCAACGAGAUGGUUUCUGUGGACUGUGAUAAGGAAUCAGGAAAUCCUCUCUAUGGAAAAAUAGAGCAGGUAUUCAUUGAUGACCAGACUCUAGUAUAUUUGUUGAUUCAAGUCUGGGAAACCCUGUGGUUUGAAGACAGAUAUCAUGCCUAUGCUGUUCGGGAAGGAGACGAAUUUCUGUGCAUCACAGUCAAUGAAUUGCUUGACCAUCACCCCUUUCACCUCAUCAAGUCGUUUGAUGAACAUGACAGUUUGCGUUACAUUGUUCCGAGGCAUAGAUAAGUUGGUAUGUUCAGAGAUUUUAGUCAUUAGUGUGUACUUGCGAGAAAAAAAAUUCGAAAAUACAAGAACAAUUUAUCACAUUGAAGGUGUGAAGUAUUGAAGUGAAAUGCAAAGUUUUCUGAAGUUAUUGUAUGUUAUUGUACCUUUAAAUUUAUUUUCAGGAUGCAUCUCCACCAACCGAUAUGACUGGCACCAGCGAUGACACAGAAAAUGAUAACAUACACGUCCCAAUAGAAUCUAGCUCAACUUCAGUUCCCAGUGGCAGUAAAAUAUGUGCACAUUCAGUAUCAACUAAGUUUCAUGAUUUUAAGACUUUCCUAUGCAGCCAGAAUGGUGGUAGAUCUUUGUUAGCGGAUGUACAGAAGCUUGGGUUCGCCCCAACAGUGUUGAGGAAAAGACUUGUGAAAAUAGCAACUGGUUUUUUAUUUGAAAAAUGCGGAAAAUUUCCCAAAACAGAGGACAAGGAGGAACUUGCCAUUGCGAUUAUCACAGUCAUACCGUGUCUGAGGAAUCCGAAUGGACAGGGCUUUGAAGCAUUUUACCAAAG